CUCACUUUAUCUUGUUUUCUCAUGCUGUUUUUACAUGCAUUUUUUGUAUUUAUUCAUCGCGCUGUCUUUAAAUGUUUCGUUAUUAAGUUAAUGCAAUAUCAGGUUUUUCGAGCUGCAGCAGUCUGAGCUAAUGACAAACCAGACAAACUUGAAUUUGCUGAAUAAAAAAGAAAAACCCGGAACUACUUUUUCUCUUCACGUGCUACAGUGAAAUACACAGAGCUGUAAGUUGCUUUAUUCUCUCAAGGCAAACACAGGUGUUUUCACAAUGGAGAGCCAUAAAGAAGUGGUGGAGAGGCUGCGUGGUGCUUUCCGCUCCGGAGUGACUCUCCCGGCCCAUUUCCGGUUAACUCAGCUAAAGGCCAUGCUGUUGAUGCUUGAAGACAAUGAAGCACAGAUCUUAGAAGCACUACAUCAAGAUCUUGCCAAGCCGAAGUUUGAGGCAGUGCUCUCGGAGAUUGAAAUAGUUGUGAAUGACCUUUGCCUCACAAUCAGUAACUUGCACACCUGGAUGCAGCCUUCUUAUGUGGACAAAAACUUGGCAACAAAGCUAGAUGACUGUUUUGUACGCCGGGAGCCAUUUGGUGUUGUUUUGAUUAUUGGAGCGUGGAACUAUCCUCUUCAGCUUAUUUUGUUACCUCUGAUAGGUGCCAUUGCUGCAGGUAACUGUGCGGUACUGAAACCGUCCGAAAUAAGUAAAUCAACUGAAAAACUUAUUUCUGAACUCAUUCCUAAGUAUCUGUCCAAGGACUGUUAUGCUGUCGUUUGUGGAGGACCAGAGGAGACCAAGUCAUUGCUGGAGAAUAGAUUUGAUCAUAUCUUCUACACAGGCUCUCAGAAUGUGGCCCGUUGCAUACUCCAAGCAGCUGCAGUGCACCUCACUCCAGUAACUCUGGAGCUUGGUGGCAAGUGCCCAUGUUUGAUACAUGGGCGGAUAGACAUGAAAGCUGCUGCUAAAAGGCUGGUGUGGGCCAAGUUUUUCAACCUAGGGCAAAGCUGUGUGGCUCCAGACUAUGUAUUAUGCACUGCUGAGACAAGGGAAGCGUUGCUACCUUUUAUCAAAGAGGCCCUGGAGAUCUUCUAUGGAUCUGAGCCCGAAAAAAGCGAAGAUCUGGGCCGUAUUGUGACAGACAGACACUGGAACCGAUUGGUUGAGCUGCUAAAUAAGUCUAAGGGAAAGGUGGCGAUUGGAGGAGAGAGUGACAGGGAUAAGAAGUACAUUGCCCCCACUGUUGUCGUGGAUGUGCAGGAGUCUGAUGCUUUAAUGCAAGAGGAGAUUUUUGGCCCCAUCCUUCCUAUACUGACCAUAAAGUCUCUCGAAAAAGGGAUUGAUUUCAUCAAUGAAAGAGAAAAGCCGCUUGCACUUUAUGUGUUCUCUGAUGAGUCUCAGAUUGUGACCACAGUUCUGGAGAGAACCAGCAGUGGAGGCUUCUGUUCCAAUGAUGGAAUCGUUCACAUGUCCCUUCCAGGUUUACCAUUUGGAGGAGUGGGUGCCAGCGGGAUGGGCAGCUACCACGGCCGCUGGGGUUUUGAGACGUUCAGUCACAAGCGCGGCUGCAUGCUGAGGGGCUGGGGACUGGAACGCAUCAACGUGCUGCGCUAUCCCCCCUACAAAGAUAGCAAUCUUAGCUGGUUGCGCUGGGCCACCACUACCAAAAAAAAGGGAUGGACGGAGUGCACCAUUAUGUGAGGGGCCAGCCAUUUCCUAGAUUUGUCUAAUGCACCAGUAUAAAAACCAUGACAGUUACUUAGGGUCGGUACAACAUUUGGUCAAUAAUACUUAGUUUAAGAUUUCCAGUUAUACAUAGAUAUAUAAAGAUUUACUCUGUUCAUUUAUUUCAAAUUUUCACUAGAGGUCAGCAUUGAGAUAAGAUGUAGAUGUACAAGUACAAUAUGUCAUAUUUCAUUGUUAUAAUGAUGUAUAAUUUGCUGUUAAAAUAUAUUAAAAUAUAUACAUGGUAAGUCCAGAGGAACUUCCGUUCAGAAGGUCAGAAAAUGGAUCCUACAAGUUAUCUAAACUACAGUAAAUAGUGGGCUUUUGUGAUACUUGAAAGUGUUAUGUAUGGAUACUUUAUAUACACAUAAUUUGUAUGUUCUACUUAUUUUGCAAUACUGAUCAUAAGAGCUUAGUGUUAUCUGUUGGUGGACAUGUAAAGAAGCAUUGUAUUAUCUGUUGGUGGACAUGUAAAGAAGCAUUGUAUGUGUGUGCUAGAUAAACUUAACUUUGCCAAAUCUACUUUAAAAAUUGUAAACUACAAACUUGGCAUAUAACAAGACAGUCCCAAAUUAAAAAGAAUGCUUGAGCUGAAAAGAA
This is a messenger RNA of Misgurnus anguillicaudatus (oriental weatherfish), 2314 nucleotides long. It is a transcript of the gene aldh3b1, whose product is annotated as aldehyde dehydrogenase 3 family, member B1. Lineage: Eukaryota; Metazoa; Chordata; Actinopteri; Cypriniformes; Cobitidae. Gene Ontology annotation, cellular component: cytoplasm. Gene Ontology annotation, molecular function: aldehyde dehydrogenase (NAD+) activity; 3-chloroallyl aldehyde dehydrogenase activity. Gene Ontology annotation, biological process: aldehyde metabolic process. The record is from RefSeq and is a predicted model, not a curated record.